Messenger RNA from Propithecus coquereli (Coquerel's sifaka), 658 nucleotides. RefSeq names its product dual specificity phosphatase 18 (gene DUSP18). The record is from RefSeq and is a predicted model, not a curated record. Gene Ontology annotation, molecular function: MAP kinase tyrosine/serine/threonine phosphatase activity. NCBI's taxonomy places the organism in Eukaryota, Metazoa, Chordata, Mammalia, Primates, Indriidae. Gene Ontology annotation, biological process: protein dephosphorylation. Bases 65 to 631 code for a protein of 188 amino acids. The transcript has a single exon.
GUGUACACAGCCUGGCAGAAAGCUGCAGCCCUCAUGCCUCGCUGACUGCUCACCCACCGCCUUGAUGACAGCAACCCCGUGUGCCUUCCCGAUUCAGUUCCGGCAGCCCUCCGUCAGCGGCCUGUCGCAGAUCACCGGGAGCCUGUAUAUCAGCAAUGGUGCGGCCGCCAACAACAAGCUCAUGCUGUCCAGCAGCCAGAUCACCACAGUCAUCAACGUCUCUGUGGAAGUGGUGAACACCUUAUACGAGGAUAUCCAGUACGUGCAGGUGCCUGUGGCUGACACACCCACCUCGCGUCUCUACGAUUUCUUUGACCCUAUUGCCGACCACAUUCACAGUGUGGACAUGAAGCAGGGCCGCACGCUGCUGCACUGCGCCGCCGGCGUGAGCCGCUCGGCCGCCCUGUGCCUGGCCUACCUCAUGAAAUACCAUGCCAUGUCCCUCCUAGAUGCCCACACAUGGACCAAGUCACGCCGGCCCAUCAUCCGACCAAACAACGGCUUUUGGGAGCAGCUCAUCCACUACGAGUUCCAACUGUUUGGCAAGAACACCGUGCACAUGGUUAACUCCCCAAUGGGAGUGAUACCUGACAUCUAUGAGAAGGAAGUCCGUUCAAUGAUUCCCCUGUGAGCCAUCUCGCCAGCCCCUGCAUUGGGG